This is a messenger RNA of Juglans microcarpa x Juglans regia, 354 nucleotides long. RefSeq lists its product as uncharacterized. The record is from RefSeq and is a predicted model, not a curated record. The transcript has a single exon. Lineage: Eukaryota; Viridiplantae; Streptophyta; Magnoliopsida; Fagales; Juglandaceae. The coding region runs from base 1 to 354 and encodes 117 amino acids.
AUGAGCAUUUUCAAAUUGCCUGUACUGUUACUAAAAGAAAUCGAGGCCCUUUUGGCUAGGUUCUGGUGGCACCAUAAAGGGGAAGGAAGAGGCAUUCACUGGAAAUCAUGGAGCUCUCUGGGCUUGGUAAAGAACGAAGGUGGUAUGGGUUUUAGGGAUCUCAGUUGCUUUAAUAAAGCCCUUCUGGCCAAGCAAGCUUGGAGGCUGAUUAAGGAACCUCAGUCGCUGGUUUCCAGAGUGUUCAAACAGAAAUACUUUCAGAAUUGUGAUUUAUUGGAGGCUAAAUUGAAAGGCUCGUCAUAUUCUUUCUUCUGGAGAAGUCUUUGGUCCAGCGUGGAUCUGUUGAAGGAAUGA